AUGGAUCGAGGCUCCAAGCCUCCCAAAAAACCUCGUUCCAGUGGCUCCCGCCUCGGAAACACGUAUGUAUCUCCAAUCAAGAAGCGGGUGACGGUCAAGGAGCGACAGAAGGCGACAUCGUAUGCUGCUGAGGCCCAGAAGAACAGGCUAGCCGCCAAGUUCCAGAGUCUAUUGAAGGCCUCUUGCCCUGACAACACCCUGGACGACGGGACGGAGGCAGGCGGGGUGCUUCCAAUGCUUCCCGUGAACGUUAUUACACCCACUGUCGACCCAGCUCCAGAAACCUCCACCGCGACAUCGAAUGGUACCGAUGGCCCUUCGUCAGAGAAGCAAGCUACAACCCGACGGAAAGGCCCCCAAACCCUACAGACGAUACUCAAGAGGGAGAAAGAGAACAUUCGGUGGAAGCGCAACCUGCCCCUACUCGCUGAGGCCUACCUGACCUGGUCUAGCGGGAGAAAGCGAGUCGCCAAACCACCCAUGGUCGGGAAGGAGGGUGCGAUCCAUCUCGAACAACAGACCCCCUGCGGAGGACGAUGCAAGGGGUUCAAAGACAAACGAAUUCUAUGCCUCCUAUUUGAUCGCUACGAAUACAUUACGUUCACCCAUUGCAAAUGCAACCCCAUAUCUAAAGUUUUGGUCUCACACGGGUUUUUCCCAUCCGGUCCUGCCCAGCCUCACAUCGCCGUCGACAUGGACCUAUUGGAGUAUUUUGAAUGUCUGUUUGAAGCCUCUUGUAUAGCCGAUACCGCCCUGGCCCAUUCCCUCAAUGAUUUCUAUCAGAAACGGGGAUACAUCCUGACCCAUCCCAAGAACAAGACCAAAAUAAUGAACGAACCGUUCAGAAAGAGCCUCGGACGCGCAAGACAGUGGUAUAGCUUAAUGCACCGUUACAUAGACAACCAGGUGGAAGCUGCGCUGGCCGAAGCAGAACGGCAAGUGAGGGAUCGGAAGGCGGACACUCAUAGCGAAGGCGCCGCCGCCCCAUCUGACGUCACCGACACUGCCAGCGCCAACGUCGGUGAUGCGCUCCCUGAUGUCAUCCCGAACCCGGAGCUCACGUGUGUGGUACACGAUGACUCAGCCAACACGUCGGAAGCCACGCAAGGCCAGUGCGCAAGGUUUCUUCGCAACUUGUGUCCAGCCUGCUUUGGGGGAAAACACUUUGGGCGAACAUUUGAGGAGGGAUGUGAUAUUCACCUCGCCGCCGACGCCAAUUUUUCGCAACGCCACCUUCGCUCGGUUGGCACAUGUGCCCCAUUCUUCGACCGUCAACAUCUGAUACCCAAAGAUGAGGUCGACGAAAUGGGUGCCGCCAUUGAAUCUGUACGCGCAAGUCGACCCCCGAAACCCCGCCGGCCCAAGGUUCCAGACGAGGCCAUCGACAAUUGUGAAAGCACCCACAAAGCUGGCAAUGGGUCCAACGUCAAAACCAACACGGACCAUUUCGACGACACGGGGAUCGCUGCUCUUAUUUGUCGACAUGGUAUCCCUGUCUUCAUCACCAACGUCGAUACGCCUGGAGAACAGCAGAAGUUCGCACUGGCCAUGGUGAAGCGGCUUUUUUCACUCCUCCCUCCCAAAGCCACUGUCGUAGUCCUUUAUGACGUGGGCUGUGUGGUACACCGGAGUCUUGAAUUGUAUGAUAUUCUCCCAGCAGCGAUAACCUCACGGCUGCAGUGGGCCACCAGCGCGAUGCAUGCCUACGCACACCAAUGGUCUUGCCAACUCGCAUAUAACCCGAGGUUCUUGCCAGGUCUCGCACUCUCUGACGGAGAGCAAGUCGAGCGGUACUGGUCGGAUGGGCGUAAGCUCAUCGUACUUACGCGAACAUCCCUGGGUGAGAGGCGGCUGUAUCUCUUGGAACUCCAGGCCGCGGCGUCAGCGAAGGUGUAUCGCAUGGAGCUGGGCGCGUGGAUGCGACGCCGUUUGAAAACUGGUAUCCCAAGUCACGAGGAGGAAGGCCGUCAGGCGCUAGAAGGCUGCAGCCUCUCGAUCCCCCAGCUGCGCGAGCAGUGGAAGUUGCAGCAGGAGGCUCAGCUAUCGCUUCGAGCACAUGCCCCGCAACGCCUGAAGAGGGAGCUGGACGCGGUGCUCCGAAUCCAAUCGCAACUCGAUCUCCUCGACGAGUGUAUUGAAUCCGCGAGGAAGGAAUUGGCAACCGGACAUGGCACGGCCACUGCGGCCACUCUGGCGACAUUUGAGGACAUGCAAGGCCGAUUCAAACAACGUGCCGACGCGCUGUACGAGUCCUUGAACGUACAAGACCUCUUUCCCGAGUUGAAGGGCCUCAACAUCAACUUCGUACGCAAGCUCCUUCUCCUCCGCGACCUCAAGAUCAACAUACGCAAGCGAGCCGUUGGCAAUUUCUUCGAGUGGGAACGUCUCAACCAGGCAGCAGGCGGGCGUCAUCAAACGCUAGGCAAGUCUGUUGGCAGUCUCUUUCCUGAACAUGAACCUUACCUCCUUCAUACAGGCACGAAGAUGCAUCAACAGAUACGAGAUACCUUGUCCAAACGGACCCCUGCGCUCACCAGCGCAGUCCGCCUGUUCAACCGAUACUGUGCCGAGUUGAAGGCCAUGUACAAGAAAGAGUGGAACCUCGCCCUUCCAACACCCCUUUCGGAAGAUCUCACAGAGCUCAGGAACGAUCCGACACUGAUGGAGGAUGUGUGGAUCACCGUAUCCGAGGACGGCAUCCCACCGUGGCUGGGAGAUGCAUCCGUUCGUAGUGGUAUCCGCGGCAUGCUUCGACUGGAUCGAGCGCGGGAGGAACGACAAAGGAUAGGACGAGAGGCGGACAAUAUGUGUCGGUGGUUUGGGCUUGAACUGCAAACGUUGGAUGAAGCCAUUCUCAAUCCAGACAAUUCCUUGUAUGUUGAUAUCUUGCAGGAACGGCGCCUCAUGCACAUCAGCCUCAAGCAUCGAUGGUCCACAGCCUUGGUAUCUGACGCCCGAUACGACUCGCAUGUAACUUCGUCGAAACUUGGUCCACCGCAAAAUUACAUCUUCAUGGACCCCAUCACCCCCGACGGCACCGCAGAUCCACCGGAGCCUGACGUCGCCACCACGUCUCCAGCCAGCGCCGAAGGUGGCGACAGUGACGACGAACCCGAAGCGGACGUGGAUCCCGACCCUGCCGACGAAGACACGACGGGCGACCCAGACGUUUUCGCAAGGGCGAGAGACCCCGACGAGGCAGAGGUUACGCUCUUGGAGACGUUAUCGGUCAAACCGACGGACGAAGAAGGGCCCACCUUGCAAUAUCCCAGCGCGCCUCCCGUGCGGCUGAUCUGGGCCGACGUGUCGGGCGCGGCGUACGACGUGAACAUUCUGAGCGACAUCGACCCCCCGCCUGCGUUCCAUUCCACGUACGACGGGACCUCUGGACGAGCACUUCACCUCUAUGGCCAACCCCGUCCCGCCUACCUAUUUUCUCGACGCGAGCUCUCGAUGGUCCGCGAUCCCAAGAUGCUGACUGAUGAAGCCCUCAAUGGCCUUGCCGCACUCCUUUUCCAUAACGUGCUCCCCAACAUCGCCUCCGGACACACGUCAUCGGCCUGCGCGCUCUUCACGUCCCACGACAUACUAAUGGGGACGUACCCCUGCUCAACUAUCGACCUCUGGCGACGCACCAAGGCGACGAGAUUCUGGGAGAAGGCCGUCUGGAUUAUGCCAGUCAACCGACCCGAGGAGCAGCACUGGGUUUGCGCCGUCGUUUAUCCUUUGCAAAGACGAGUCGGCCUUUUUGAUAGCCUUGGGAACCGCGCCGGAUGGGACGACGACGUGGAGAAAAUCAUCACCUUUACUACCCGCCUAGCGUACGUGGCUGGGACGCAUGGCUACGAUACUGGCAUUUGCGCAGACGGUCAGGAGUGGCUCGCCACGCCUAUUACCACGAAUCCUGUGCAGACGAACGGCGUAGACUGCGGGGUGUGGGUGCUUGCCGUCAUAACGUCCCUCCUACGUGGCUACCACAUUCCGCAGCUCACCGAAAAUCAAAUACCCGCUUUCCGCCGAAUGUUGUUUCAGCAUAUGCUACGACUCCCUCUUGUUCCAGAAUAG
Messenger RNA from Coprinopsis cinerea okayama7#130, 4065 nucleotides. RefSeq lists its product as hypothetical. The record is from RefSeq and is a predicted model, not a curated record. Gene Ontology annotation, biological process: proteolysis. The coding region runs from base 1 to 4065 and encodes 1354 amino acids. NCBI's taxonomy places the organism in Eukaryota, Fungi, Basidiomycota, Agaricomycetes, Agaricales, Psathyrellaceae. Gene Ontology annotation, molecular function: cysteine-type peptidase activity. The transcript is spliced from 10 exons.